Colius striatus (speckled mousebird) is the source of this 783-nucleotide messenger RNA. It is a transcript of the gene MSX2, whose product is annotated as msh homeobox 2. NCBI's taxonomy places the organism in Eukaryota, Metazoa, Chordata, Aves, Coliiformes, Coliidae. Gene Ontology annotation, molecular function: RNA polymerase II transcription regulatory region sequence-specific DNA binding; DNA-binding transcription factor activity, RNA polymerase II-specific. Bases 1 to 783 code for a protein of 260 amino acids. The transcript has 2 exons. Gene Ontology annotation, cellular component: nucleus. Gene Ontology annotation, biological process: regulation of transcription by RNA polymerase II; embryonic morphogenesis. The record is from RefSeq and is a predicted model, not a curated record.
AUGGCUUCUCCUUCCAAGGCGAAGGAGGUUUUCUCCUCCGACGAGGAGGGCCCGGCGGCCGGCGCCGAGGAGCACCACAAAGUCAAGGUGUCCAGUUUGCCGUUCAGCGUGGAAGCCCUCAUGUCCGACAAGAAACCCCCCAAAGAGCUGCCGUUGGCCGCGCCGGGGGGUAGCGCCGACGGGGCGGCGGUGGUGGGCACCUCCAGGAACCUGCUGCUGCCGGGCCACGGCUCUCGGGAAGCUCAGAGUCCCCCCGGGGCGCUUACAAAAACCUUCGAUACCGCUUCGGUCAAAUCGGAGAACUCGGAGGACGGCGCGUCCUGGAUCCAAGAGGCCGGGAGAUACUCGCCUCCACCAAGACACCUGAGCCCCACUGCUUGCACCCUGAGGAAGCACAAGACAAAUAGGAAGCCUCGAACUCCAUUCACCACUUCCCAGCUGCUGGCUCUGGAGCGCAAGUUCCGCCAGAAGCAGUAUCUGUCCAUCGCCGAGAGAGCCGAGUUCUCCAGCUCACUCAACCUCACAGAGACACAGGUCAAAAUCUGGUUCCAGAAUCGGAGGGCCAAGGCCAAGAGACUGCAGGAGGCUGAGCUAGAGAAGCUCAAAAUGGCAGCAAAGCCCAUGUUGCCAUCAGGGUUCAGCCUUCCUUUCCCCAUCAACUCUCCUAUCCAGGCUGCCUCACUGUAUGGAACAUCCUACCCCUUUCACAGACCUGUGCUUCCUAUCCCACCUGUUGGACUCUAUGCUACUCCCGUUGGAUAUAGCAUGUACCACUUAUCCUAA